AUGUUUUUUUUUCCUUUGAAAUUUUCUUUUUUUUCUUUCUUUUUUUCUUUUCUUCUUCUUUUCUUCUUUUUUCUUCUUUUUCUUUUCCUUGUUUUUGAACUUUUUUUUUUUUCAAUUUCUUUUUUUUCUUUUUCUUUUCUUUUUUUUUCUUCUUUUUUUUUUUUUCUUCUUAGAAAUUCUUUUCUUUUUCUUAAAACAAAUUCAUCUUUUUUUCUUUUUUUCUUUUCUUUUCUUUUCUUUUUUUUUUUCUUCAUUCUUUUCUUUUUUCUUUUUCUUUCUUUUUUCUUCUUUUCUUCUUUAAGUUUUUUUUUUUUUUUUUUUUUAGUCUUUUUUCUUCUCUUUUUUUUUUUUUCUUUCUUUCCUUUUUCUUUUCUUUUUCUUUUCUUUCUUUUUCUUCUUUUUUUUUCUUUUUUUUGUCUUUUUUUUUUUCUUUUUUUUUUUCUUUUCUUUUUUUUCUUCUUUCCUUUUUUUUUUUUCUUCUUCUUCUUUUUACUUCUUCUUUUUCUUUUUUUUCUUUUUGAUUGUUUCUUUCAGUUUUUUUUCUUUCUUUCUUUUUUUUUUUUCUUUUUUUCUCUUUUUCUUCUUCUUUCUUCUUCUUUUCUUCUUCUUCUUCUUUUUCUUCUUUUUCUUUUUUAUUUUUUCUUUUUUUUCUUCUCUAUUGAUUUCUUUUUAUCCUUUUUUUUUUUUUUUUUUUUUCUUCUUCUUUUUUCUUUUUUUUUUCUUUUCAUUCUUUUUCUUUCUUUUUCUUUUUUCAUUUUUUUCAUUUCUUUCUUCUUCUUCUUCUUUUUUUUUUUCUUCUAUCUUCCUUCCCUUUUUUCUUCUUUCUUUUCUUCUUCUUCUUUUUCUUCUUCUUUUUUCUUUCUUGUUUCUUUUCUUUUUUUGUUUUUUCUUCUUAACAAAUUUUUUUUUUCUUUUAUUAUUCCAUUUUCCUUCUUUUUUUUUUCUUCUUUUUCUUUUCUUUUUUCUUCUUCUUUUCUUUUCUGCUGUUUCAUUCUUUUUAUUAUUUUGACUUUGUUCUUUUUUUCUUUUUCCUCUUCUUCUUCUUUUUUCUUCUUUUCUUCUUUUUCUUCUUCUUCUUUUUUUCUGCUUUUUUUCUUUUUAUUGUUUUCUUUCUUUCUUUUUUCUUUUCAUUUUCAUUCCAAUUUUUUCUUCUUCUUCUUCUUCUUCUUCUUCUUCUUUUUUUAUUUUCUGUCUUUUCUUGUUUUUUCUCCUUAUCUAUCUUCUUUUUUCUUUAUCCUCCUUCUUCUUUAUCUAUAA
Molecule: messenger RNA, 1257 nt
Organism: Acanthosepion pharaonis
Lineage: Eukaryota; Metazoa; Mollusca; Cephalopoda; Sepiida; Sepiidae
Source: the annotation of a GenBank genome assembly